Molecule: messenger RNA, 2143 nt
Organism: Boeremia exigua
Lineage: Eukaryota; Fungi; Ascomycota; Dothideomycetes; Pleosporales; Didymellaceae
Exons: 3
Coding region: 1-1842 (613 amino acids)
Biological process (GO): DNA-templated transcription
Molecular function (GO): zinc ion binding; DNA binding
Source: RefSeq, a predicted model, not a curated record
AUGCUCGGACAGAAUGUCCAGAGUGUACGUGCGGAGCCGCAUGAACAGUAUCGCACUUUGAGCUCAGCAAGCGAACAGCAUGGAGAGUACGCCUGUUUGGCUUUGCUACUUCCUCACCUUGUUGGCGUUGUACAACCACAACUAGCUUUGAAGCUACUCCAGCUAUACUUUGCGCCCCCGGAAGGCACUUUGUUUCACAACGCUUCACCCUAUGUUCUGACGCCGGUCUUACGAAAAGACUCUGUCCUGAAUCCUGCUUCGACUCGGUCUACAACACCUGCUUUACUUGCAACAAUGAUCUGGGUUAGUGCACAAACGGCUUCUCUCCCUCAGCUACUUGCACCCGGUUCACGAGCCACUCUGUGUUGUAAAUUGCAAGACUUGGUUUUCAAGCUGCUGCAUGAUCGCGACCUUGAUAACUGGCAAAGAGUCUCGGGUAGAUCACCUCCUUUCCUCAGUCUUGAAUCCUGGACUCAUGUACUGACCGAUAAAGCUUGGUACGGUCCUUCUGGAUCUGCAAGUAUCAAGCACGUACCAUCGCCCGUGGUAGAUGAUGUUAUAUGUCUUAUUCUGAUCAGUAUUGUGCUAUCUGGAGGGGACUUCAAGCGGGAUUGUCUACCGUGGUGGAACAAAGCAGUCCGUCUCAUCGACACAAUGAAACUACAUCAGAUGGAUCAUCCAGAUGCGGAUUCGAAUGAUUCAAAUGAUCUCGAGUCCUGUUACGCGGACGGUGUUUACCACAGUCCUCGUUCUAUUGAAGCCAAGGAAGAGAUGCGAAGAGCUUUCUGGUUGGCAUUCGCUUUAGACCGACACCUGGCUCUGUCCUACAAUGGUAAUCUCUCCAUUGUAGAUGGAGAGAGUCAUGUUUAUAUCCCAGUCCCAGAGCGUAUAUGGCAGUCCACUACUGAAGGAAGCGCCCACGACCAACCACACCGUCAACUGGGACCACCUUCUACAGUCACAGGUACCGGAUUUUUCGAAUUCUUCUUGCCUCUCAUGGUACUGUUAGGCGAUAUCAUCCAUUUGCGCCGCCGAAGGCACCACCCACGUUUUGGGACUCUUGGGGACGACGGAUCUAUUGUCCUAGUGGAGAAGCUGCUUGAGCGCUGCAAAGAAAGUAUCGAUGGAUUGGAACGACAAGCCGAUACUGGACCAUGCUCGAAUAUCAACCGCACAAGUUCGAUAUCUAACCAUGAUGCCGGGCCCGUGCUUCAAGGCGCGACGCCAGAUUCCACGACCCUCUUAGCAACACUGCCUGUCGAUCUGCCAAACAAAGAUCGGCGCUCCUCUCGAACACGUCUUGUAACAGCGUAUGCCCAUUUCAUUCUCCAUGUACUCUUUGUUCUUCUCCACGGAGAGUGGGACGCGCUAACUAUGCUUGCCUGGUUACCUGCUGCAGGCUCGCAGAGUGAAUGGAUUACCUCGCCGUCGUUUCACAAGUGCUCUUCUCACGCCGUAUUGGCUUCGGAAGCAAUAUCUUCGAUCCUGAGACUCGAUCCCGAACUCGUCUUCAUGCCCUAUCUUUUCGGCAUCUAUCUUUUUCAUGGGUCACUUGUGUUGCUGCUUUUCGCCGAUCGCAUGCCAGCAGUAAAUGGUGGCUCCAACGAUGCCGUCGAGGCGGCGUGUGAGACAAUUAUCCGAGCGCACGAGGCGUGCAUCGUCACUCUGAACACGGAAUUUCAGCGUGUCUUCAAACGUGUGAUGCGAGCAACACUGAUGGUGGUUUACCAGCCUGGGAUCGAAGAGACUGCCGAUACGGUUCGCGAAAAGAUUGUAGAUAUGAGGAAAGACAUGUUAAGAUUGUAUAGAUGGAGCCAAGGUGGAAGAGGUCUCGCCAUAUGAGGCACUGAAGCGGUGCUAUUUCCCAGCAGUCUGAAGUGCGAUACAUGUGUUUUAUCAGGCCAACAUCAAUCACACGAAUACGGAUCUGGUCUCUCGCUUUGAAUCCCCACCGCCUUUACACGCGGUUGAUUCACUCUCACACCUUCGAUGCAGCUACCUCAAUUUGUUCCAAAUCGCUGCCCUGCAUGUACUUCUCCCCACUGUUAGGCUCGAUGAGACCCACCGUACUAUCAGUCGAUGCAUCGGCGGGGAUGCGAUACGAAGCAACGAAGUUCAAAGCGAUUGGGUACGAUACGGCUGC